Messenger RNA from Cooperia oncophora, 1365 nucleotides. The record is from the annotation of a GenBank genome assembly. Lineage: Eukaryota; Metazoa; Nematoda; Chromadorea; Rhabditida; Trichostrongylidae.
CUCGAACGUUCUCAUUUAGGUGGAUUUCCGACAGGCUUCAUUCGUCAAGAUCUCGGAGGCAGGAUACCCCGUUUUUCGAUUGGCGACGAAGACUGUGAUCUGUCCGACAGCGAACAUCCACUAACUAAUGACGCUUGCACACAAACACUUGCUGAAGAGAAUCCGCAGCAAGAAAACGAAUUGCCACAAAAAUCGCUCGACGAAAUUUCUCGGGACUGGAGACGCCGGACCCUUUCUGCACCUGAUGCUCUUCGACUGGUUAAACGCGGCAUUGUCAAAUGCCGCGAGUUGGAAUCGCGUCUCGAUGCUGAAACUGCCAUCUUCGUGAGGCGUUCUUUCGUGGCCCCUGAAAUUCUUGAAGGAGUUACCGUGACCAACUCCUGCUGUGAAAAUGUGAUUGGUUAUGUCCCUAUACCUUUGGGCGUUGCUGGCCCCAUUCCUAUAAAUGGCGCUGAAGUUUACGUUCCCAUGGCUACUACAGAAGGAGCAUUGGUGGCUAGUACGAACAGAGGUUGUAGUGCAGUAAAGAGAAGUGGUGGUGUGUCGACGACCAUUUUCGACGAAGGGAUGACACGUGCUCCUGCAGUCAAAUUUCCCACCGCUUCAGAGGCUGUAAAACUGAAAAAGUGGCUGGGAGUCCCUGAGAACUUCCUUCUUGUCAAGAAUGAGUUUGAGUCUACUAGUCGAUUUGCCCAACUGCGUGCUGUAGAGGUAGCCAUAGAUGGAAAUCUCGCGUUCGUCCGAUUCGUUGCCUCAACGGGAGAUGCUAUGGGUAUGAAUAUGGUAUCGAAGAUCCAAGGUCGAGGACGAUCUGUGGUGGCAGACUGUAUAUUGCCAGCUAGUGUGGUUUUGUCUAUUUUCAAGACAACUCCAAAGCAAAUGGCAGACGCUGCACAGUCCAAGCUGCAGUCGGGUUCUGAUAGAGCUGUGUGUAUUGGCGGCAACAAUGCUCAUGCCGCUAAUGUGGUCGCGGCAAUAUUUUUGGCAACAGGACAGGAUGCUGCCCAGGUUGUAUCGUCAUCGAUGUGCUCAACACGGAUGGAAUGUGAGCAGACGAUGAUUGGGAUUAUGUUGUCAUGCGCUGGCCCGUCACCUGCAGAGCCCGGAGCGCAUGCUCGGCGUCUGGCAGAAGUAAUAUGCUCUACGGUACUUGCCGGCGAACUGUCCUUAAUGGCUGCCUUGGUCACGGAUCAGUUGGUAUCAAGCCAUAUGAAGCUUAACAGGUCCCGUUUACAACUAUACCCUUCGAUGCCUGCAAUGACGACUUCUUCAGUGGAAAAACCAUCCCCAUUUCUACGAAAACCUGUAGAAAGGGAGCCACGCGUUAAAAGAACCAUUAAAGUUGAAUGCUCUAACAUUUUAUAG